UCCAGCAGUGCCACACCAGCGCGUGGUGCAUGCUGGGUAAUACUCGGAAAAAGAGCAGGAUCCACAGACACUCUCGUACUCACACACACACACACACACACACACACACACACACAGAGACAGAGCGGAUCUCCCGUGACGCCGGAGCGCGGGAUGCGCUCGUGAGGAUGGGACACUUCACUCCGGUCUCGUGAGGUGUGAGUUCGUGGCUGUGUUUCUGCUCAAGGCCCCAUGGAACCUGACGUGAUACGCAUGUACUCCUCCUCUCCACCCCCGAUGGAGGACGGCAUCGAGGACGAGGACGACGAAUUCAGCAACUUCACCGGCGUCCCGAACAGCACCAGCUUCGACACGCCCACCACGUUUGACCAGUCUCAGGCUUUGAACGCCACUUCGCCGCCGGAGCUGCUGAGCAAUGGGAGGAUCGUGGGACUGUCCGCUCAACCAGCAGGGUCUACGAAAGCUAAUGGCGUGACGCCUGGCUCUGGCCAGACCGCCACGCCCAAUGGCAAAAUGGUUAGCGUCGAGGAACUCAAAAAGUUCAGCGAGCACCAAGCUCACAUCGCAUCCCUGGAGUUCGCAACGGGGUCUCGGACUGACAGCGACGCCAUUGACUGCAAUGGCACAGUUGAAGUGCUCACGAACGGGUUUGCGACAUUAGACCAAGGUGGAAGCACGCCUACGCCACACAAAACCAACGAAUUUGAUGUCAGUCCAGAUGAUUUUGCAGAUUUCUCUGCCUUUUCAAAUGCGGAACACAACCAGCCUUCAGAGACAGACUGGGAACAUUCUAAUCAAGGGUGCAUACCGCCACAGAAUGAUGCUAACGACAGCGUUGAAGAGCGAGGAACUAGUUUAGAAGACAAUAGCAGGGACUCAAGAAACACAGGGUUUGGAUUCUUUUUGGAAAACUCUGAAAGUCUCAGCAACGGUGACUGGGGUUUCCAUAAAGGGUCGGAUUUAGAUCGAAGGGAGCUAGAAGCUGAUACUACUGAAGACGUUAGCUCGGUGCAACCGCUAGCCCUUAAUGGUGUCACUUUUAGUGAAACCGAUGAGAACAGGCUGUCGCCCGACUCUACUGGGGAUAAGUCUAGUGGCAAACAAUCAGAUGAGAAAGGCUCAGAGAAUGAGACUUUAGAAACGGAGACAGAAACGGAGACGUCCUUUGGUCGGCCGCUAUCGACAGACGCGCUCGAAGAAUUCGGUGACUUUAGCACGACGGGAUCCGUACCCUCGCCUCCACUUCAGGAGGAGACAGCCACUCCGGCCGACCACAGCCAGCUGGCCGAGGACGACGAUGAGGAUUUUGGAGAUUUCGGUGACUUUGGAGAUGCCAGCUCGUUUAGCGCGACUGGAUUUGCUGAUUUUGACCAGCAGGGGGUCUCUCAGCCUGAGCUGGACCCGAGUCCCCCGGUGGAGGUCGAAGAUGAUGAAUUUGGCGAUUUUGACACAUCAAAAGAACCUAGUAAAACAGACUUGGCAGGUGAGGAGGCAACGACGUUUGCGGAUUUUUCUGGAAGUGACAGUUUCGUGGAUUUUAGCUCCGCGCAGGUGGGCGAUAACGAAGGAUGGCAGGCUUUCUCUGAGCCGGAUCAGAGCCAGAAUGAAGGGGAAUCGUGGGCAUCAUUUGGGCGGGAACAGAAUGCAGCGGCUACAGAAAAAAACAGAGAUGAUUGGCAGGAAAGCCAGCCGGUUACGGCGCCCCCUACUGCUGCGGAGGAGCACAAAAGUUGUACAAUGUCUGCACUGGUCAGCCGCCUGGAGAAGAUUUUGCAGGCUAGUUUCGAGCUGGUUGUCGCCCCUCAGGUGGAGGAACAGGUGACCACGCUCAACACCUUCCUCAAACCUCCUGACACAUCACAACAGGAGGACACUGACAGAGGGCCGACCAAUGGGUUCUGUAGGGCACUGCGGGACGUUUGGCAGCAGCUGCAGGAUGUUAAUAAUGCCUACGGCCUCCGGUACCAGUGGGGCGGCUCUCAUACCAAUAAAGCACUGCUCUGCUCGCUUGGUAUCGACACCAGAAACAUACUAUUCACGGGCCAUAAAAAGCAGCCUGUAAUUGUGCCAAUGUAUGCUGCCAGUCUGGGGAUGCUGGAACCCACGAAAGAGCCGGUGAAGCCCGUCUCCGCCGCUGAAAUGAUCGCCUCAAUAGCACAAUCUCCUUCAGUCGCCACGGAGCUGAACACCUGUCCACCUGACACCGCCCAGGAGUCUCUUCCUCCCGUUCAGUUUGACUGGAGCAGCAGUGGCCUUACAAACCCUCUGGACGCGAGUGGAGGCUCCUCUCUGCUCAACCUCGAUUUUUUCGGCCCUGUGGACGAGUCGCCCUCCAGCACGGCCACCUCCAUACCAGGCGUGGACCCGGAGCUGUACGAGUUGACCCAAGCGAAGCUGGAUGUCAGUGGAGGCAGCAGUAGAGUUGUGGAUGCGUUCGCUCGCCUCAUGUCGACCGUCGAGAAGACCAGCACCUCCACCAGUAGAAAGCCUGUGCAGGAGGAGAAUCUUAGCGAAGAGGCUCGGCGAGUGAUCUCAGGUCUGCCGGAUCUGUCGUUCAUGCAGGCUAAAGUCCUCAUGUUCCCCUCCACGCUGACUCCUCUCCUCCCCUCCUCCUCGCCUGACUGACGCGGUCCUCUCCUCCGUGCCGUUUCACCUCUUUCUCUGUGUAUCACUCUCCAGCUUUUCACGAAACGGACAGUUAUGAUUUUAAUUUCAUCCUUUUGGUUUUCUAGCUCCUGUUUGUCAUGUACCUGGGCGUUUUUAAGUUCAAAAACAUUGUCUAUGUUAGAGAGAGUGGAUGAGAUAAUCGACUAAUGAUCGAUCGCUUUAGAGGAGAAAAGACUAGAUCAUUUUAUUUGUAGGAUGAGAGUAGGAAAAGAGUUUGUGUUUAUAUUAGAGCCAAUCUGUAUAUAAUCAGGGAUGAUUUCGUUUUGAGUAUUCUUCACAGUUAAGAUAGUCUGUAUGAGAGAGAAACAGGCACUUUGUUAUUUUCAGGUCGUUUGUUUUUAUGAAACACUGGCUUAAAAGUCCUUCAUUGGCACAAAUGAUGAUGUGAAUGAUCUGAUUUGUAUUUAGAUAUAUAAAUGCGUAGUUAUAUCGACUUGAAACCAAACCGCCUGCAAAAUUUUCUUUCGAUUUUGCGUAACAAAGGCCUUAGUUUUUAAUCGUUUUGGCUAUUACAUUACAAUCAAUAUUGUUAUUACUUGUAGGUUUUAGGUGAUUUGAUUUCGCACAGGCGUUAGUGAACACUUUAUCCUUUUGUUGUGCAAAUAGUUUAACAAUUAACUCGCUUUCCACACCGACAGACUGCAGACAGAGUCCAUCAACAUCUAUAGAAACCACAUCUGUGCAUUAGCUGCUCAUGUUUUUCAGUUCUUAUUUUGUUUAUUUUU
Messenger RNA from Sinocyclocheilus anshuiensis, 3392 nucleotides. RefSeq names its product aftiphilin a (gene aftpha). The record is from RefSeq and is a predicted model, not a curated record. Gene Ontology annotation, cellular component: trans-Golgi network membrane; AP-1 adaptor complex. Gene Ontology annotation, molecular function: clathrin binding. The coding region runs from base 232 to 2625 and encodes 797 amino acids. Lineage: Eukaryota; Metazoa; Chordata; Actinopteri; Cypriniformes; Cyprinidae. The transcript is spliced from 10 exons. Gene Ontology annotation, biological process: intracellular transport.